AUAAGAAUUUAGAAAUAUGGUUAACUUGCUGACGAGCAUAAAUUAUUGAAGAUGAUUUGAGAGGAAGUACCUUUCUGGAUUUCUCUCAGGAUGAGUGCCAACAACUCCAGCCUGGCUGAUGAUGCAGAGCCCCUGUUCAUUCUUCCUCUGGCGCUGGUCAUCUUCCUCACAGUGAUUGGGAACCUGUUGGUCAUCUUGGCUAUCUUUCGCACCCCUCUGCUCCACACCACCACCAACGUCUUCAUCAUCUCCCUGGCCUUUGCGGAUCUCAUCAUGGGUUGUGUGGUCCAGCCUUUGGGCGCCAGCAUGGUGGUGAGCGGGAAAUGGCUUUUAGGUGACAAGUUCUGUGACAUGUGGACGUCCGUGGACGUGCUUUGCGUCACAGCCAGCAUAGAGACGUUGUGUGUCAUCGCCGUUGAGCGCUAUUUUGCGGUCACGAGACCUUUUGAACAUCAGGUCCUCCUUGGGAAGCGCAGAGCAAGCUAUAUCGUCUGCAUGGUGUGGAUAGUGGCGUCCCUAGUUUCCUUCGUGCCAAUCAUGAACCAUUUUUCUCGUGCAGAUUAUGAGGAGGCAGAAAUAUGUUACAAUAAACCAGAAUGCUGUGAUUUCCAUACUAACAAGACCUACACCAUCUUCUCCUCAGUGGUGUCCUUCUACGUGCCCCUCGUUAUUAUGGUGUUUGUGUACGGGAAGGUGUUUGUCAUCGCGACCAGACAGCUGAAACUCAUUGACAAGAAUAGACUCCGUUUUCUGAGCACAUGCACAGAAGACACUUGUGAAAAUCCAGGUGAAACGGUGCGUAAUUUGAGCCGGAGGUCAACGAGGCAUGUCGUGAAAGAACACAAGGCGCUCAAGACGCUGGGGAUUAUUAUGGGCAUCUUCAUUCUCUGUUGGCUGCCCUUCUUUUUCUUCAAUAUCAUCAAGGUUUUUAAUCCCGAAGUGCUGUCGAGGGAUGUGUUCGUCCUGUUGAACUGGCUCGGUUACACCAAUUCAGGCCUGAACCCAAUCAUCUACUGCCACAGUCCCGAGUACCGCACCGCAUUCCUCAAUCUUCUAGGGUACAAAAAACUCAAGCGGUUAAAUUACGACACAGUGCACAAACAUCUAUGGACCCUCAGCUCGUGCAUCCAAAGCAACGGUUCUGUAAAAAUGGAUUGCUUAGGUCACGAAGAUCCAUCUGCUAAGGGUGGGAACGUUUGCUCAGACACGUGUAAGGUUUUCAAAGAAGAAGAGGUGGAAACUCAGCCUCACAAUGACUCAAAUGUGGCAUCGAUCAAUGUAGCAGAGAUGUUAAAGGGCCACUGAAGAUGGGAAACAGAUCCUAUGCGUUUCAAGAGAAUUAACUGUCCCUGAACGUCAUGCUUUUCAACUGGACCUUGACUGUAUUACAUUUAAACCAUGUGCACAGGCAAAACAGCCAGAUCCUUAGGUAAAGAAAAGCGGAAAAAUGAUACCGAGAACAAACCAUGACAUAAAAAUUAUCACGCAGUGACAGCUUUUUGAACUUUAAACAGAAUGAAAUUGGAAACUGAAGUCCUAAACUGUCAUCUCUUUACCUCACAAACCAUCAAAACCAAAUCUGUUGUGUGGAUGUUUUUUUCUUUUUCCAUUUCAGUCACUACCCAGAGAUGAAUUGGAAUGCAUAAUGCGAGUGAUCAGUGUCCAAAAUGUGAGCAAAAAUUUCCUUUGGUGAUUAAAUAAAUGAGAAAGUAUCUUGCUCAUUGGCCGGAAACAUUAUUAGAAAAAGAAUUAUGCAAUAGCACAUGCACAGCAGUAGUGUUUGUAUACUGCCCUUGUGCCAUCUAGUUAGUUCCGAUAUUUUCUUCAUCAAUGCAAAUAGCUCCAAAAAGUACAGAAUCUUGUUUCUGGCGUGGGAUAAA
Sinocyclocheilus grahami is the source of this 1880-nucleotide messenger RNA. Its product is annotated as beta-2 adrenergic receptor-like. NCBI's taxonomy places the organism in Eukaryota, Metazoa, Chordata, Actinopteri, Cypriniformes, Cyprinidae. The record is from RefSeq and is a predicted model, not a curated record. Gene Ontology annotation, cellular component: plasma membrane. Gene Ontology annotation, molecular function: beta3-adrenergic receptor activity; epinephrine binding. Gene Ontology annotation, biological process: norepinephrine-epinephrine-mediated vasodilation involved in regulation of systemic arterial blood pressure; positive regulation of MAPK cascade; adenylate cyclase-activating adrenergic receptor signaling pathway. The coding region runs from base 91 to 1305 and encodes 404 amino acids. The transcript has 3 exons.